Cucurbita moschata (crookneck pumpkin) is the source of this 561-nucleotide messenger RNA. Its product is annotated as glutaredoxin-C9-like. The coding region runs from base 63 to 461 and encodes 132 amino acids. Lineage: Eukaryota; Viridiplantae; Streptophyta; Magnoliopsida; Cucurbitales; Cucurbitaceae. The transcript has a single exon. The record is from RefSeq and is a predicted model, not a curated record.
ACCAUUGUCUCUCUCUCUCUCUCUCUCUCAAUUGGAUCUUUCUUCUUUACCAAAUUUGCAUUAUGCACCAAGCAAUUCCGUACAGGACGUGGGUUCCAGCCGCCGUCGAUACCUCCACUGCUGGGGCGGAUGCGAGUGUCGAAAAGAUAGUGUCGAACAACGCCGUGGUGGUUUUGGCCAGACGUGGGUGUUGUAUGAGCCAUGUUUUGAAAUUGCUGUUGUUGGGCCACGGCGUGAACCCGGCCGUCUUCGCCGUCGGCGAGGAGGAGGAACCCGGUAUUGCCGGCGAGAUUGGGAAAUUAGCAGCCGCCAGUGGUGAAGAUGGGAACGACGGGAGUGUGCACUUUCCGGUGGUGUUUGUCGGCGGGAAGAUGUUUGGUGGGUUGGAAAAAGUGAUGGCAGCUCAUAUUUCCGGCGAAUUGGAGCCGGCUUUAAAAGAUGCGGGUGCUUUGUGGCUUUAAAUUAAGUUGCUUCAUUACUGAAUUCUGUAUUAAGUGCAUUAAAUUUCUGAUUUCGAAUCCUCCAAGUGGACGCAGAGCCGAAACUUCGUCACAAUUUCCC